Messenger RNA from Anthostomella pinea, 1371 nucleotides. NCBI's taxonomy places the organism in Eukaryota, Fungi, Ascomycota, Sordariomycetes, Xylariales, Xylariaceae. The record is from the annotation of a GenBank genome assembly.
AUGCUCAGCUUGGAAAACGUGCCUUGGCUCAAGGGGCACGAGGUCGACGGGAAGAUUGUGCUUCCUGGUGCUGCAUACAUCGCUAUGAUCGGAGAGGCACUUCGACAGUUGGACAGUGAGGGGACAUUUAGCCUGAGGAAUGUUCGUCUGACGGCUGCCAGAGUGAUUCAGUUUGGUCAAACCACCGAACUCCACACGAGCCUAAAGCCAGUCGAGAUCGAAAACUCCCCGUGGUACACAUUCACCAUCAGCUCCUUUGAUGGCACGAGGUGGAUCAGUAAUUGUUCCGGCGAAGCAAGAGCAUCAUCAGACGACUUGGUCUCCUUGGCAUCUGCAGCUCCAUCUCGUCAUUCGUUCCCGCGAAAGGUAGACGAGGCCAGCUGGUUUGGCACCAUGAAACUUAUCGGGCUCAACCUGACCGGCGCAUUCAGGGGGAUGAAAUCCAUUUCUGCUGCAACGAUGGCCAAUGAAGCCCCUGCCACAGUGCCAUCGCCAGACGAGCUGCUGAGGAGGGAAAGCUAUGCCCUGCACCCUUCCUCUAUCGAUAAAUGCUUCCAAGUAUUAUUCAUUGCAGCCGGAUGCGGCCUUGGUCGUAAUAUGAAUACACUCUCUAUUCCGACCUUCAUCGAGGAGAUAGUGGUGUCGCGAAGUAUGACCGACUUGCACGUUGUGGGUGAAGUCGGCACAUUGGUGAACGGUUGUCUCACAGGGAAUUUGACUGUGCACGACGGCGGUCAGCAAGUUCUCUACCUGAAAGGUUUCAAGUCAUCUACAGUGACGGCCGAUGCAGGAGCAGCCACGCAACCCAUAAUCACGCAGUUUCAAUGGAGUCCAAGCAGUGAUUUCGUCAACCUCGGCGAUUGUAUGCAUCCACGGCAAGAGAUCCCAAGCCCCUGGCCGUUAUUGGAGGAGCUUAUCACCCUGUGUGUCAUCGACCACCAGAAGCGGAUCAAACUGGACGAUGCAGUGCCGCCGUAUCUCUCACUGUUCGCCAAUUGGAUGCAACUCCACACCGACAAGUACAUAUCAGGGGCAAACGUGUUCGUCUCCAAUGGUCUUCAUUUACAAGAGUUCAGAGGAGAGAGCAGACUGGCCAGGAUUGAAGAGAUAGUGGGCGAUUUAUCCACAUCCUCGUGGUCCCCGUACUCCACUGCCAUAUACCGUCUGUUCAAAGAGGCCCCCGACAUCUUUGCCGGCGAGGUUAAUCCGCUUGGCAUCCUUCUCGAGGGCGGCUUGCUCACCCGACUCUACAAUGCGAGUGACGCACUCGAAUUCUCUAGAGCACUUUACCUGAUCCGCAACAAGAACCCACGGCUGAGAGUCCUGGAAGUCGGUUCAGGAACCGGCGGGACAACGGCAAAGGUGUUAUAG